Molecule: messenger RNA, 2646 nt
Organism: Vicia faba (fava bean)
Lineage: Eukaryota; Viridiplantae; Streptophyta; Magnoliopsida; Fabales; Fabaceae
Source: the annotation of a GenBank genome assembly
AUGGGGAAGAUAGAAAAAAAACACACCAAAAUAAAAUUUUCAUUACCAAAACAAAAUAAUUUUCUAUCACCCAUGAUGCAUAUCCUCCUGGUCAUUCUUCUCUUCUCUUUCUUGUCUUGGCCGUCUUUAGCUCUUCCUUCUCCCGCAAGUUUCCUUCCCAAGGACAAUUUUCUCAUUGAUUGCGGUGCUGAAAAUCCACCUACUUUACCUGAUGGAAGACAGUUCAAAUCAGAUCCACAAGCGAAUUCGUUCUUAAAGGCGACAGAUGAUUACAAAGUUUCUGUGAAUGAUGUUGAUGUUCCUUUACCUAUAUACUUAAACGCUAGAAUCUUCAUUCAAGAAGCUAAGUAUUCUUUCCAUUUGGUUCAAUCUGGUUUCCAUUGGGUUCGGCUUCAUUUCUACCCGAUUAAAAACAGUGUUUUCGAUCUUCAAAAGGCCACGUUUUCUGUCAACACAGAUACUUUUGUUCUUCUUCAUAGCUUCAAUGUUAACAACACUGAUAAAGCUAUCCUCAAGGAGUAUCUUAUCAAUGUAACAGACCCGCAGUUUACGUUGUCUUUUAUUCCUUUGAAGAAUUCGGCUGCGUUUAUCAAUGCAAUCGAGGUUGUUUCGGCUCCUGAUAACCUAAUGUUCGAUAGCGGGGCCGGACUUUUCCCGGUCGCUGAGGUUACUGGUUUGACACAAUAUGCUUUUCAGCCUGUUUAUAGAUUGAACAAUGGAGGACCUCUUAUUACAUCAUCGAAUGAUACACUAGGAAGAACAUGGGAAUCUGAUGAGCCUUAUCUUACAAACAAGAAUCUUGCAAAGUUUGUUUCUGUUGCUACUAAUGUUAUUAAGUUUCCUCAAGACACGCCCACCAUUUCGCCUUUGACUGCUCCGCAGACGAUUUAUGCUUCUGCAACUGAGAUGGGUGAUGCUGGUGUUAAUCUACCAAACUUCAAUGUUUCAUGGAAGUUUGAUGUUGAUACUUCUUUUAGUUACCUUGUUAGGUUGCAUUUUUGUGACAUUGUGAGUAAAGGCCUUAAUCAACUUUACUUCAAUGUUUAUGUUAAUGGAAAAAUUGCAAUCCCUAAUUUGGAUUUAUCCGCGAUCACCGGUGCGUUGGCGACACCUUAUUAUAAGGAUAUUGUUGUGAAUGCGACAUUGAUGACUCAAGGUUUGAGUGUUCAAGUUGGUCCUGCAAAUGCUGAUGGUGGAAAUGCAAAUGCAUUGAUGAAUGGUAUUGAGGUUUUGAAGAUAAGCAACACAGUGAAUAGUUUGGAUGGUGAGUUUGGUGUUGAUGGAAGGAGAGUUGGAGGAUCGAACCGAGGAGCGGUUGCGGCCGUUGGUUUUGCUAUGAUGUUUGGUGCAUUUGUUGGUCUUGGGGCUAUGGUGAUCAAGUGGCAUAAGAGGCCACAAGAUUGGCAAAAGAGGAAUAGUUUCUCAUCAUGGUUGCUUCCUUUACACGCCGGUGACACCAGUUUCAUGAGUAGCAAGAAUUCAAUGGGGAAGAGCAACAUUUUCUCAUCAUCGAUGGGAUUAGGAAGGAUUUUCUCCUUUCAUGAAAUACAAGAAGCAACUAAGAACUUUGACGCCAAGAACAUCAUCGGUGUUGGUGGAUUUGGUAAUGUUUAUCUCGGUGUCAUCGAUGAAGGGACUCAAGUUGCGGUUAAGAGAGGAAAUCCACAAUCAGAACAAGGUAUCAAUGAAUUCCAAACUGAAAUCCAAAUGCUGUCUAAGCUUAGACAUAGACAUUUGGUUUCUAUGAUUGGAUAUUGCGACGAAAACGAAGAAAUGAUAUUGGUUUAUGAGUACAUGCCUAAUGGACAUUUGAGGGAUCAUCUUUAUGGAAAGAACAUGCCAGCACUUUCUUGGAAACAAAGGCUAGAGAUUUGCAUUGGAUCCGCCAGAGGUCUUCAUUACCUUCACACUGGUACAGCACAAGGAAUCAUUCAUCGCGACGUCAAGACAACAAACAUUUUACUCGACGAAAACUUCACGGCUAAGGUAUCUGAUUUUGGACUUUCAAAAGACGCACCUAUGGGACAAGGUCACGUUAGUACCGCCGUGAAAGGUAGUUUCGGUUAUCUUGAUCCCGAGUACUUCAGGAGACAACAACUAACCGAAAAGUCUGAUGUCUACUCGUUCGGAGUAGUCCUACUCGAGGCAUUAUGCGCUAGGCCGGCUAUUAACCCUCAGUUGCCUAGAGAGCAAGUUAACUUAGCUGACUGGGCUAUGCAAUGGAAGAGAAAGGGUUUGAUCGAUAAAAUCAUCGACCCUCUUCUCGUUGGCUCGAUUAACCCCGAGUCAAUGAAGAAAUUCGCUGAGGCGGCCGAGAAAUGUUUAGCCGAUCACGGUGUAGACAGGCCUUCAAUGGGAGAUGUUCUUUGGAACCUCGAAUACGCGUUGCAACUUCAAGAAGCUUUCACACAAGGAAAAGCUGAGGAUGAGAAUUCUGCUGCUGUUGCUGUUCCAACUUCACCUGCUCCUGCUGUUCCUACUACUACACCUCCCACUAUUCCUGAAGAUACCCCCACCACACCUAGUCCUACAAUUCCUCAGCAAGAAGCAAACACCAACAAUAAUGGUGCUUCCGAAGCGCGUGCUAUUGACGAUCAUUCAGGAACUGCAAUGUUUGCACAGUUUAGUAAUCUUAAUGGAAGGUGA